AUGAUAUCGACACGGAUCUUCUCUCCUUCCCUUCUUCCGCCAUUACUCCUACAAGUUCGUGCCCUUGUGUUUCCGGACAAUACCAUCGGCCCCCCUCCACCUCCACCGCCAAGUCCUGAAGAAGCACGACUUAUCAGGUCAAAAGCAGCCUCAGAUCUUCUGUCACUCUUCCCUAAUGCCCUAGGCAGGAAGUUUUUCGCCGUGGUAAGCAGCAGCAAUAAGACCGACAGUGGUGAUGGUGGCGGCGUUGGUGUCACAGCAGAGGACGAGGAAAUGCGUCUCGAAGUCGAGGAGAGGGUUCUAGGCUGGACAGACAAUGCCGAGAUGAACAAAUACCUUGUCUAUGCCAUUCUGGAGUAUGUCGUGGUUCGAUUGAUUCCGGAGAUGGUUGACCAGACACCCAGUGAGCUGUUGGCUGAGAGAGGGGUCUCACUGACUGACGGUGACAUCUCUGAUAUAAUCGAGGUACAGCUGAAUGGAGCCGAAAAGCGAAGCUCAGCAUAG
Capronia coronata CBS 617.96 is the source of this 504-nucleotide messenger RNA. RefSeq lists its product as uncharacterized. Lineage: Eukaryota; Fungi; Ascomycota; Eurotiomycetes; Chaetothyriales; Herpotrichiellaceae. Bases 1 to 504 code for a protein of 167 amino acids. The transcript has a single exon. The record is from RefSeq and is a predicted model, not a curated record.